AGAAUAGAAACACGAAAAUAUAAUAGUGUUGAAAAACGCUACUUGAAAAUGAAGGACCAAUUCUCCAAUUUUUCUCUUCUCUCUGUAGCAGCCCCCAUCUUUAUAUCCAUCUUCUUGAUCUUCUUACAGCCCCUUGCGGCCGCCACCACAGCCCCCCGGCCACGUAUAGUUUCGUUCCAGAAAGGCUUCACUCAAUUGUUCGGUGGUGACACCAAUCUCCUCCGCUCCGAUGAUGACAACACGGUCCAUCUCCACCUCAACGAAUACACAGGGGCUGGAUUUAGAUCCUCAGACUUAUACAACCAUGGAUUAUUCAGUGCUAAAAUCAAACUACCUUCUGAAUAUACUGCCGGAAUCGUUGUAGCAUUUUAUACUUCAAAUGGAGACGUAUUCGAGAAGACGCACGACGAACUAGACUUCGAGUUCUUAGGAAAUAUAAAAGGGAAGCCAUGGAGGUUUCAGACGAAUUUAUACGGCAACGGAAGCACAAGUAGAGGUAGAGAAGAAAGAUACACCUUGUGGUUUGACCCUUCUAAAGCUUACCAUCGAUAUACUAUUCAUUGGACGUCUUCUAAAAUCAUAUUUUAUAUUGAUGAUGUUCCAAUAAGGGAGAUAUUAAAAAGUGAUGAAAUGGGGAGUGAUUUCCCUUCAAAACCAAUGGCUUUAUAUGCAACAAUUUGGGAUGCUUCAAAUUGGGCUACAAAUGGUGGCAAAUAUAAAGUGAAUUACAAAUAUGCUCCAUUUGUGACCGAAAUGACUGACCUUGUACUUCAUGGAUGUGUCUCGGAUCCGAUUCAACAACCUUUAAACGAAAAUUGUGACAAAAUGGACAAACAACUCGAGACAAUUCGUUACAAUAACAUUACACCUAAGCAACGAGGCGCGAUGAGAAGGUUUAGGGAGAAGUACAUGUAUUAUUCAUAUUGUUAUGAUACUUUGAGGUACCCUAUUCCUCCACCAGAAUGUGUGAUUGAUCAGUCGAUACGACAACGUUUCAAAGCGACAGGGAGGCCCAAUUUUGAACGAAGACAUCAUCACCAUAAUGCGAAGAAAGGAAGACAUGCGUUGAGCAGUCAGAUAUAUGAGAUUCAAGAUCAGGAUUAAUUAAUAAUCAAAGGAUAUAGAUGAAAUUAAGAUUGAUUGUGUAUAAUACGAGUGGUUUCAAUUCCUUACAUGAUUGGAUUGUUUGAAAAUUUUUCUAUGUAUUUAAUAUUCGUACGUAAUGUAUAAAUGUGAUCAGGAUAAAAUGCGAAUAAAACGAUACAUGACAGGUUAUACUUGUAAAGAAAGGAAAUCUAUCUUUUAAUUUGUUA
Erigeron canadensis is the source of this 1313-nucleotide messenger RNA. Its product is annotated as probable xyloglucan endotransglucosylase/hydrolase protein 30. The transcript is spliced from 4 exons. NCBI's taxonomy places the organism in Eukaryota, Viridiplantae, Streptophyta, Magnoliopsida, Asterales, Asteraceae. Gene Ontology annotation, molecular function: xyloglucan:xyloglucosyl transferase activity; hydrolase activity, hydrolyzing O-glycosyl compounds. The record is from RefSeq and is a predicted model, not a curated record. Gene Ontology annotation, biological process: cell wall biogenesis; xyloglucan metabolic process. Gene Ontology annotation, cellular component: cell wall; apoplast. The coding region runs from base 49 to 1104 and encodes 351 amino acids.